This is a messenger RNA of Trichoderma citrinoviride, 1666 nucleotides long. RefSeq lists its product as hypothetical. The transcript is spliced from 3 exons. Gene Ontology annotation, molecular function: nucleic acid binding. NCBI's taxonomy places the organism in Eukaryota, Fungi, Ascomycota, Sordariomycetes, Hypocreales, Hypocreaceae. The record is from RefSeq and is a predicted model, not a curated record. The coding region runs from base 1 to 1665 and encodes 554 amino acids.
AUGGGCGACGACGACGCCAGCGACUUUGUCCGCCUUCACAUCUCGCCGCUUGAUGCCGAGCUGGUCAAGGUCGUGAUCCCCGCCUCGGUGCUGCCAUCGGCGCGCAACAUCUCGUACCACACCCUCGAGACCUUUCCCGAGCGGCGGUACGGCUUCGUCGACCUGCCGGCGGCGGACGCGGAGAAGCUGCGGAGGAAGCUCAACGGGACGACGCUCAAGGGCUGCAAGAUGCGCGUCGAAAAGGCCCGCCCGGAGACGCGGCUCGAGCCCACCGGGCCGGAAGACGGGGCUCUCGAGGCGAAGAAGAAGAAGUUGAAGGAUGACAAGGACAAGUCCAAGAAGCGGAAGCGGGAGCCGGACGUCUUGGAGGGCGUGGCGCUGCACGAUCGCCAGGUGAAGCGAGGAUGGACCGAGGCGCCGACGGCGAACAAGAGGAAGGACAGGAAGAACAAGGAGAGCAAGGACAAAGACAAGGGGAAGGAGAAGGAGAAGGAGAAGAAGAAGCGACCAAAGUCCAAGUACACAGAAGGGGAGGAGUGCUUGCUCAAGACGAAGCUGCCGCCGAAUACGACGAAGAACCUGACGCCAGAAGAGCUGGAGCAGAAGAAGAGGAGCAGCAAGAAAAAGGGCAGCAGCUCGCGACAGGUCGUCAUCCACGAGUUCGAAAAGACUACGACAUUCCCGAGCUUUCUCAAGACGUCUACGACAACGGAUCAAAAGAAGGCGGCUGAGUUUGUCGAGGGCAAGGGUUGGGUGGAUGAGGAGGGCAAUCUCGUGGAGGAAGUAAAAGAGAAGAAGGAAAAGACGAAGCUCCCGCGGCGGCCGAAGAAAGCUCCUCCGCCGAAGAAGGUGCCUGAGGAGUCGGACGAUGAUGACAGCACCAGCAGUAGCGGGACUUCAUCAGAAGGCACUUCAUCUGAAGACGAAGAGGAGUCUGAGGCGGAGUCCGAGGCCGAUGCUAAACAAGAAGCAAAGAAAGAAACGAAGAAGGAGGCGGCACAGAUUCCCUCGCUGGACGAAGAUGCGAAGCGCGAAGACCAGUCUUCAAAGGCGACAAAAGCAGCAACACCAACACCUUCCUCCAAAACACCCGCCUCCAAAUCCACCCCCACAAACACCAAACCCCUCGCCAUCAAGAUCCCUCCCCCCGAAACCCCGACAAACGGCAGCAAGGUACACCCCCUGGAGGCCCUCUACAAGCGCCCCAAGCCCGACGGCAACAACCCCACGUCUGCCCCAAAGGAGGCAGAGCCGUUCAGCUUCUUCGCCGCAGCCGAUGAAGACGACAUCGACGAGACUCCCGAAGCCACAGCGCCCCCCGCCAGCCUUGCGCCCAUGACGCCCUUCACCCGGCAGGACUUUGAGUGGCGCAACGUCCGUAGUGCCGCCCCGACGCCGGAUACCGCUCAUCCCUCGCGCGCACAUCGCUUUUGGGCUUCGCCUGACAAGGAGGACGACGUUGAGAUGGAGGACGACGGUGAAGGAGGAGAAGACGGUGACGAUGACGGCCCCGCGCAGGGACGACAUUCCGCGACGACGGACUUCCAAAAGUGGUUCUGGGAGAACCGCCGGGAUCUGAACCGCUCGUGGAUGACGCGCAGGAAGACGGCGGCCAAGGAGAGGAGGCAUCGGGAGAAUAAGGCGCGGGCGUCCAAGGCGGUAUGAG